This is a messenger RNA of Dictyostelium purpureum, 2196 nucleotides long. RefSeq lists its product as uncharacterized. Gene Ontology annotation, cellular component: cytoplasm. Lineage: Eukaryota; Evosea; Eumycetozoa; Dictyosteliales; Dictyosteliaceae. The annotation marks the transcript as partial. The transcript is spliced from 2 exons. The record is from RefSeq and is a predicted model, not a curated record. Gene Ontology annotation, molecular function: GTPase activator activity. Gene Ontology annotation, biological process: signal transduction.
AGUAAUAAAUUUAAAUGUUCUGAAAAUUUAUGGGAUGGAUUCGAUUUAUUAGUAAAGAGAACUGAACAUGAUUUAAUGGUAUCAAAAAAUAUUUUAAAUUUUUUUAAAAAGAAGGCAGAGUUGGAGGAACAGCAUUCAAAGAAAUUAGAAAAAUUGGCUUUAAAGACAUUAGCAUCCAUUGACGAAAGUUCAACGAUCAAUGCAAUUAGUUUUAAUAAUAGUUGGAAAAAGAUUAUAAAUUCAGCAAUGAUGGAGUCGGAACAACACACACUAUUGAACACUAGUUAUUUAAAUAAGAUAUGUCAACCAUUACAAGCAAUGAUCAAAGAUAUGGAGACCAAGAGAAAGAAGAUCCUUCAAGAGGGUAUUAAAUUGAAACAGGAUAUGAAGGAUAUGGUCGAUGCAUUAAAGAAAUCACAGUUAAAAUACGAAAAAGCAAAUAGGGAUUUAGAAAGCAGUAGAAUCGAAUUAAAGGAAUAUAAAGACCAAUGCCAACAACAAGGUGGUGCAUCUGAUUCGGAUCUCAACAAUAUUGCAAAAAUCGAAAGACGUACUCAAAGAUGUGAGGCAGAGUUACACAGCUGCGAUGAAGAAUACAGAGAACAAAUCAAGGCAACUAAUGAUUUCCAAAACUUUUACAACACUGAGGCAAUGCCAAAAAUUUUAAAUGAUUUUGAAAAUUUCAUUAUUUUACACUCACACUUUAGCAAAUCCUAUUUUUCAAGUUUGGUCAAUGUACUCUUAGAUUUACCACCAGCUUUUUCAAACAAUUACGAUAUUGUAAAGAAAUCGGUAGAAAUGAUUGAUAACAAUAAUGAUGUUCAAGAGUUUAUAAGAAAAAAUUUAAUGCGUAAACAAUUAGCGCAACCAUUCCAAUACGAACCCUAUGUCGAAGGUAAAUUAACUAAAAAAACAGUAUCAUUAACAUGGAACACCAAAAUCCUUAGUCAGUUCUCAAGAAGUGCUACAAACAAUUCACCAAAUACUAGCAAUGGCAAUUUAAAUACCUAUAUCUCUGGUGUCGAUAAGAAUGAGCCAAUUUUACCCACUGCCUCCUAUAAAGUAUCUUUGGAAGAGUUGAUGGCAAAGCAAAGAGAUACCCACCCACAUUUAGAGGUUCCAUAUGUUUUAACAGUGUUGGCAGAGAAUAUAACUAAAUUAAAGGGUCAUGUUACUGAGGGUAUUUUCCGUGUACCAGGUAUCAUUAGUACCAUUAAAGCUGCUCGUAUUAAAAUCGAUCAAGGUGAUUUCGAUCUCUCUGCCAUCGAUGAUGUUAGAACUUCAUCAGCUCUACUUAAACAAUGGUUACGUGAUAUCCCAACUGCAUUGGUACCAGAUUCUCUUUAUCAGGCCGCUGUUGAUACUCCAUCAAACGCUGUUAACAUUGUAAAGAAUAUUCCACCAAUCAACCAAAAGGUAUUAUAUUAUUUAAUUAAUUUCUUGCAAAUUUUCACCAAAUUCGAAUUUGUAGCCCAUAGCAAAAUGGGUGUUAGUAAUCUUUCAAUGGUUUUUGCUCCAACUAUUCUUCGUUGUCCAUCAGUCGAUCCAAAUGUAAUGUUAAAUAAUGUAAAUAACGAAAGAUUAUUUGUUGAAAAUUUAAUUAAAAAUAUUCCACCCCCAACAAAUGUUCACGAGUUUUUAGGUUUACCAGUUCAAAUGUCAGAUGCUGUCAAAGAUGCAGAUGAUAUAGAGGAGUUAAAUGAAGAUUUAAUUACUUCAGAUGAUGAAAUAUCAAAUAAAUUAGAAAAUAGUAAUAGUGAUAACAAUAAUAGUAAUAGCAACGAUAAUAAUUUUAAUGGCAGCGAUGAUAGUAAUAAACCAAUUUCACCAAACAAUUUAAAUGAUAGUUUUAAUAAUAAUCUAACAUUAAAUAAGAGUAAUGAAAAUAUUACAAUAUCAGCAACCACUACAACAACUACAAAUAGUGCAGCCACAUCAUCAUCAUCAUCAACUAGUACCACUGUACCAACAUCUCCUACAAGUGCAGGUACAACAACUACUUCACCAGGUUUUUCAGCAGUUAUUAGACCCUCAAGACCUCAACCAUUAGGUUGGGUUAGAGUUAAACCAGCAGCUGCAGGUAAUAAAUCGUCAUCACCAUCAUCAUCUCUAUCAUCAUCACCAUCAACAACUACACCAUUACCAACUUCACCUCAAACAUCAUCCCAGCCAACACCUACCGAGCCAACUUCACCA